Messenger RNA from Drosophila grimshawi, 2895 nucleotides. RefSeq names its product GPI ethanolamine phosphate transferase 2 (gene PIG-G). NCBI's taxonomy places the organism in Eukaryota, Metazoa, Arthropoda, Insecta, Diptera, Drosophilidae. The record is from RefSeq and is a predicted model, not a curated record. The coding region runs from base 65 to 2863 and encodes 932 amino acids. The transcript is spliced from 7 exons. Gene Ontology annotation, cellular component: endoplasmic reticulum membrane. Gene Ontology annotation, biological process: GPI anchor biosynthetic process.
UGUUUGUUUACAUGGCAGGCGACCGGAGGUAGGCUCUUGUAAUGCUCGAGGAAACCUCAUCGCAAUGGAGGAGCACAAAAGUCAUCUAACAUACACAUUAUAUAUGCUAACCUUAUUUCUGUGUGGCACUCUGCUCUUUCUGAUUGGCUUCUUUCCGGCUUCAUACAACGUUGCAGAGCAAGAAAAUACCUUGCCAAUUGACCGGCCAACAACACUGCAUGGAGAAAACCUGCAGAUCCCGACGGCCAGUUAUGACUCAUUCAUACUGUUUCUGAUUGAUGCCUUGCGUGCGGACUUUCCCAAUGAGUUCACCAUGCCAGCGGCCCAUAAGAGGGCUUGUGCCAAGCUCAGUCUGCACGUGGACAUACCGACAGUGACAAUGCCACGGCUGAAAAGUAUCACUACCGGCACACUGUCCAAUUUUAUAGACAUUGCGCUGAAUGUGGGCCACACGGAACAGGUUGAGGAUUCGCUGCUGCAUCGCUUGAAAGAGCACAAUGCUGUUGUUUCUUUUGCUGGUGAUCACACCUGGGUGCAUUUGUUUCCCAGUGAAUUUACGCGCAUUGCCGCCAAUAAUGAUUCAUUUUACGUCAACGAUUUCUAUGAGGGUGACAGAAAUGUUACCAAAGUGUUGGAAACGGAAUUGGAAAUGAAAGACUGGAAGCUGCUCAUACUACACUAUCUGGGCCUGGAUCACAUUGGACACGUUGAGGGUAAUGAGAGUCCAAGGAUAAAGCAUAAGCUUAAGGAAAUGGAUGACGCUAUCAAAAAGAUAUUGGAUCACAAGAAUAUGACCAACUAUUUACUUAUGCUGACUGGGGACCAUGGCAUGGCUGAUGGCGGUGGUCAUGGCGGCAACACACCCGCCGAGACCUCAGUGCCACUCUACUUGUACAGCAAUAACUGCAGCAAAUAUGCAGCGAGCACGAAGCGUUACAAUCAAAUUGAUUUGACCCCAACGCUGGCUUUGCUGCUGUCCAUUGAGAUACCCACCAUGUCCAUUGGUUGCUUGAUACCCGAGAUGCUGCAAACAUUAUCGCUGGAGCAUCAAAUGUACGCCUUCUUCUACAAUGCACAUCAUCUACUCAACAAGGCUCGUGUCAAGUUUGGACAUGAUAAUGUUCGGCGUAGUGACUACUAUCACUGGUAUCAGGAGGCCACAUUGUUGCACAAGCAGCUGUUGCAGCCUCUGCGCCUUGGGGAUGGCAGCUUAGCUAGCCGCGUGCAUUACGAGAAUGCCAAGCUAAACUAUUUGCGCGUGGCACGUGAGAUUAGCGGCCAACUGUCCGAGUCACUAGUGAAAUUCGAUUACGGAUUCAUAGCCGUGGGACUGGCACUCACUACGGCGACCUCAUUGCAUAUAUUAUUGAGCGUGUUAUUCAUCGAUAUGGCAACGGAGCAGUUGCAAUUGUAUCGCUUGAAAGUGGGUCAGCUGCUGCUCUCGCUGGCAAUUGGGAUUGCUCUGAAUGUGGGCAGUCAUUUGCUGGACUUUGUGCUGACCAGUUCCAUGCUGCAGGGCCUAUUAUUGCUGUUACCCAUUGUUGCCGCCGUUUACCUAACAAUUGAUGUUGCGCAGGCGCUGCUCAAGAUUCUGUUGCCGCCUCUCUAUUCGAGACACCUGAAGCUAUCCAUACCGCUGCCGGUGCCACUGCUGGUAUGCUAUGCCAUACGCAUCCUCACACUAGGCUCUUCGUCCUUCAUUGAAUUUGAAUACAAGACCUGGUACUAUCUGGGCAACACGCUGCUUAUGCUCAUCGCCUUGAAGACACUUCGACGUCGCAUUACCAAAGCGAAUGUGGAGCUGGAUGGACGGCAUUUGCACAAGAUUGCCUCCACUUGCCUCUGGCAACAGCGCAAGAUCUUCGUGGUGCUCAUCCUGCUCAUUCUGAUGCGUUAUCUCCACAGGCUAGCGGCCAUUAAGAGUACACUGAUGCUCUUCUCAUUGCUGCUGUUUUGGGCGCGUCUGCGCAAGUUUACCGAUACACCGCAGGCUGUUUUCAACGGCUUCGCAUUCCUGCUGGUGUACUGCUUUCGUGGCCUGAAUGGGCAGGUGCAGUUUUUCGAGCUGCCCCAAUAUAUGGUAGGACGCUUUCUGUUGCCUGUGCUGGUGCUCUUCUGGUGCUGUCUGGCGCUGGUUCUGGUGCUUGGCUAUAGGACAGCUCUGCCGCAUCAGCGGGAAAGUGGACGCAGCUUGCUGGAUGAGCAGCCGAGGAGCAAUUUGCUGAAGUUGCUGCACACCAAUUUGACCUGUUCGCUAAUGCUGGUGGCGCUGCUGUACAAGGUGCAGAACGUCGUGCUGCUGCCCACGCUCCUCAUCACGCUGGACGAGACGUACAAGCUGUGCGAGGCUUAUGGGACAACAGCGCGCAAAUUCUCGGUGCGAUUGGUGCAUGUCUACAAGACGAUAAUGACCAUAUUUGUGGCCAGAAUGUUUUACUUCUAUCAGGGCAACUCGAACAGUUUGUCAACGAUUGAUCUGACGCCCGGCUACAUUGGCCAGACCAGCUACAAUCCGAUCAUUGUCGGCUUCUUUGUCACGCUGAACACAUACAGCGCUGAAAUACAUUCCUUCCUCUAUCUAAUUGUGCACACACUGCGUGCGGAUCUGCGUAGUGUUGGCAUCAUGCAGCUGCAGCCCUCGUAUGCCCGGGCAGCCCAUUCCUUGGUUGCGCCUCUGUAUGCGGCCCUGGUUCUGCUGCCGGCGGCUUUCUACCUCCUGCUUAUGGUUGGCUUUCGCUAUCAUUUGUUCAUCUAUUCCGUCUUUUCACCGAAAGUGCUGUACGAUUGUUAUACUGUGUUUGUAUUCUAUUUGGUAUUCCUAACAACGAGUUUGUACUUUAAAUUGUUUAAACAUGAGGCUUAAAUAUUAAAUAAUUUAAAAGCUUUAAAACCUAA